Cyprinodon variegatus (sheepshead minnow) is the source of this 2839-nucleotide messenger RNA. RefSeq names its product 1-phosphatidylinositol 4,5-bisphosphate phosphodiesterase delta-1-like (gene plcd1a). Gene Ontology annotation, molecular function: calcium ion binding; phosphatidylinositol-4,5-bisphosphate phospholipase C activity. The transcript has 15 exons. NCBI's taxonomy places the organism in Eukaryota, Metazoa, Chordata, Actinopteri, Cyprinodontiformes, Cyprinodontidae. The record is from RefSeq and is a predicted model, not a curated record. The coding region runs from base 154 to 2403 and encodes 749 amino acids. Gene Ontology annotation, biological process: phosphatidylinositol-mediated signaling; lipid metabolic process.
GCUGUGUGGGCUGGCUCAGAGCAGGAAACAGCAGAUUCCCCUCAAAGACGAAGCAAACUGUUGGAAUAUUUCCGUUAAAACAGACAGACCCGUGUUGAGACAAACAGGAGUUUCUCUGCUGUGGAUAGUGAUUUAUUUUGGUCUAAACUUACAAUGGAUCCCAAUGGAAAAGCUGGGAAACAUGGUCUGGAAGGGGAUGCGGACCUUAAUUUCCUGCUGGCUGGUGGCGAGCUCAUCAAGGUUCGUUCCAAAUCCUGGCAAAGGGGCCGCUUCUUUAAGCUGAUGGAAGACUGUAGGACCUUGUCGUACCCAUCCGAGAAACUCUUUCAACGAGAAAAAACCUUCCUCAUCGAUGACAUUGAAUCUGUGCGCAAGGGCCGCCAGUCUGAGGGAUUAGAAAAAUACACUGACCCCAGCGAAGACGAGAAGUGCUUCUCUAUCAUAUUCAAGGGACGUGAUAAGAACCUUGACUUCAUGGCAUCUUCUAAGGAGGAGGCCCACCGGUGGGUCAGCAGCCUGGAGAAGGUCGUCAAUAACAUGCGCAACCUCAACAAGAAACAGAAGAGUGAACACUGGAUCAUCAACUGCAUGCGGAAAGCAGAUAAGAACAAAGACAACAAAAUGACGCUAAAAGAGCUGAAGCACUUCCUGAGGCAGCUCAACAUUGAGGUGGAUGACAGCUAUGCAGGGGAACUAUUUAAGAAAUGUGAUGAAUCAAAUUCGGGUACUUUGGAAGACUUAGAGAUCAAGAAAUUUUACGACCUCUUAACACAUCGCGAGGAGAUAGAUGUGAUCUAUAAGAACUAUGCCAAAACAGAAGGUGAGAUGAGCCACAUGGAUCUGCUGAACUUCCUGCUGAACGAGCAGAGGGAGCAGGCGACCAUGGAGAGCGCGCUCAAGCUGAUUGAUAAAUACGAACUGGACGAAACAGCAAAGCAGAAGAAGCACAUGACUAAAGACGGAUUCCUUAUGUACCUCAACCAUGACGAAGGAUCCAUUCUCAACCCAGCUCACACGCGGGUUUAUCAAGACAUGAGUCAGCCUCUCAAUCAUUACUUUAUCUCCUCCUCGCACAACACCUACUUGAUGGAGGACCAACUCAAAGGACCCAGCAGCACCGAGGCUUAUAUAAAGGCACUGAUGAAGAGUUGUCGUUGUGUGGAGCUGGAUUGUUGGGAUGGACCUAAUGGAGAGCCGCUUAUUUAUCACGGCUACACUCUCACAUCAAGAAUACUUUUCAAAGAUGUCAUUAGAGCCAUCAGAGACUUUGCCUUCAAGACAUCUGAAUACCCUGUAAUUCUGUCUUUGGAGAACCACUGCACAGUGGAACAACAGAAGGUCAUGGCCCAUCACUUGCUCUCCAUCCUGGGGGAUGCUUUGGUCACAAAGCCUUUGGGUGACACUAUGCCCACCAACUUCCCCUCACCAGAGGAGCUGAAGGGGAAGUUCCUCAUCAAGGGGAAAAGACUGAACAAACUGGACGCCAUGUUCUCUAACAACAACAUUGUUGAGGAAGAUACGGUGUCUGAGGAAGACGAGGCUGCGGAUGUUAAGGAGAAAGAUCAAAAAGCAAAGUCAAAGAAAUCAAAGAUCAAACUCGCCAAACAGCUGUCGGAUAUUGUCAUCUACUGUAAGAGCGUCCAUUUCCAUGGGUUUGAACAUGCCAGAGACAACCAGGCUUUCUAUGAAAUGUCAUCUUUCAAGGAAAGCAAAGCCUUCAGCCUGGCUGAUAAUUCAGGCACCGCCUUCAUCCAUCACAACAUGGACAAGCUCAGCAGGAUCUACCCUGCUGGCUCCAGGACAGACUCAUCCAACUACAACCCCGUUCCCAUGUGGAAUGUCGGCUGCCAGAUUGUGGCCUUGAACUUCCAAACUCCCUCGAAGGAGAUGCACCUUAACCAAGGCCGAUUUCUGCAAAACGGUUUUUGCGGCUACAUCCUGAAACCCGAAUUCCAGAGAAGCCUGUCGUCUCAGUUCAAUCCCAACUCUCUGACCAAAGGGCCGUGGCUACAGCAGAAGACCCUCCAUGUCAUGGUGAUCUCAGCUCAGCAGUUGCCUAAACUGAACAAAGAAAAGCAGAAGUCCAUCGUUGACCCUCUGGUGAGGGUGGAGAUUUAUGGGGUCCCCGCUGACAAUGCCAGCAAGGAGACGCAAUGUAUCCAAAACAACGGUUUCAACCCCACAUGGAAUGAGAAAUUUGUCUUUCCUAUCCACGUUCCUGAGCUGGCCCUGUUGCGCUUUGUUUUGGAAGACUAUGAUUCAACUUCUCAGAAUGAUCACAUUGGGAAUUACUGUCUGCCGCUCACCAGCGUUCAAAACGGAUAUCGCCAUGUCCCAUUGCUCACCAAGAGGGGCGAUGUCAUCCCUUCUGCAGGGCUGUUUGUGCAUAUCAUGCUCAUAUAACGUCAGUAGGAUCAUAAAAGAGGGAAAACCGUCACACCAGAAAUGAAAACCUUCAAGAUUUAAAAGCCAACAGCAGAGCAAUGACCAAGUAUUGCAGUGGGCUCCCUAAACCUUUGUUAAAGACACUCUCUACCUGUUUAUUUUUUUAACCUAUAAUAUUUGAGCUUUGUUAUUAUAGUGAAGUGAAAGUAGUUGAAACUGUGUGUGAAUGGGAGGGACGUGAUGUUAUUGAAUGAGGGUCAUUUAACUGUUUUUUCUGUCUCAGGAGAUUAAUCAUCAUAUAUUUUACAUGGCUGUCUGCUUCUGAAUUAUCAGGCAACAAAUAUCUGCAUUUAUUUUGCUUUUCCUAGAUUUGCAGAGUAGAUCAGACCUUAAUAUAUAUAACUAACGAUUGCAGAGGUCUGCACUGGGUACAGUCUGGUUAAAUGCAUAGAGG